Molecule: messenger RNA, 1290 nt
Organism: Paramecium octaurelia
Lineage: Eukaryota; Ciliophora; Oligohymenophorea; Peniculida; Parameciidae
Source: the annotation of a GenBank genome assembly
UUAUCAAUGUCGAGAUUCUAAAAUUUUUAAUAGAGUAAUUUAAAUGCGUUUACAGCCAACAACACAUAACAUCUAAUGCCGUAAUUAGCUUUUUUACAAUAAUAGAGUGAAUCAACCUUCUUAUCGCCAAAAUUUUACUUAAUGCAGAGGUCAAACAUAAGAGAAAAAAGCAUCCGAACAGCCUCUUAAAUAAAUGAGUCAACCUCAAUCUAAUCUCACAGAGACGAAACCCAGUCCAUUAAUAAAGAUAGCUGAAAGAUCAUAAAAAACUUCACCUAAUAAUUUUGGAAAGAAAAAAAAUAAUCUUUAGUUAUAAAAGGUUGUAACAAGAAUGGAAAGAAAUAAUGAUGAUGGCGCAUCAAAUGGUAUUAAUAACAAGAUUUCACAUCAUCAAAAUAUGAUCCAGAAAAUGCGAUGCAAUAGAUAUUACAUAGAUGAUUUGAUUGCAGCAUUUUAGGAUGAAACUUUGAGUUUUUCAAGGUUAUUUCGAGAUAAUUUCGCAAAUUCCUUUAAUUUCAUACCAAUAAUAAAAAUGGAGCAAUUUUUAUAGGCUGAGGACAAGGAAAUACAAUAAAAAAAAAUAAAAUUAGAGCCCUACCCUCAAAAUCUGAAAUGUACAAUUUAUUUAUAGAUUGGUAUAGUUAAGAAGACAGUCAUUUUCGAUCUAGAUGAAACAUUGGUUCAUUGUAAUGAAGAAGACAACAUGUCCUCUUAAAUUGUAUUGCCCAUCACUUUCCCGACUGGAGAGAAAGUUAAUGCUGGGAUCAACAUUAGACCUUUUGCGGAGAAAAUGAUAAAAUUAUUAAGCGAUGUUUGUGAGGUGAUGAUUUUUACAGCCUCUCAUGAAUGUUAUGCUAACGAGGUAUAUAAUCUUCCUUUGAAAUUAGGUUAUUAAUUAUCUGGAUCCUUAAUCGAGAGUCAGAAGGAGAAUUUUCAGGGAUAGUUGUGUGACUGAUGAGAAUUCCAACUAUUAUAUUAAGAACCUGGAAGUUAUUGAUCGAGAUUUGAAGGAUAUAGUGAUAGUGGAUAACGCUUCAUAUAGUUUUGUGUAAGCUAUUAAUUAAUUUAAGUCAUCAUAUCGAUAAUGGCAUACCCAUCAUAUCGUUUUAUGAUGAUAAACAAGACAAUCAAUUAAUUAAGUUAUAUAGGUUUUUAAUAAAUAAGGUUUUGCCUGAAGACGACGUUCGACCUCUGUUGAAAGAAUAUUUCAAGUUAGAUCAAAUUGAUCAGUUCCAAACAAUAGUCGAAGCUGUCGAAAGGAUGUAUUGUAUCGAAUGAAGUCAAUGUGGA